AUUUUUUGUUUUAUGUAUGGAAAAUGUGUAUUUCAAUAGAUUAUUUUUUGUUUCAGCCGCGUCGUAAGGAAAGCAAUCGCACGAGUGUACAUUGUUAUGCACCAGAAGCAAAAGGAGAACUUGAAGAAAUUCUUCCUUAAGAAGAAGCACAAGCCAUUGGACCUGAGACCAAAGCUGACCAGGGCGAAGAGGAGGGAACUCACAAAACACGAGAAGAAACUGAAGACCAUGAAGGAGAUCAGAAAGCGAAGUGUCUUCCCCCCCAGGAAGUUUGCUGUUAAGGCUUGAAUAAAUUUUUUUAUUUGAAUCGCA
This is a messenger RNA of Nilaparvata lugens (brown planthopper), 312 nucleotides long. Its product is annotated as 60S ribosomal protein L35-like. Gene Ontology annotation, cellular component: cytosolic large ribosomal subunit. Lineage: Eukaryota; Metazoa; Arthropoda; Insecta; Hemiptera; Delphacidae. The transcript has 2 exons. Gene Ontology annotation, biological process: maturation of LSU-rRNA from tricistronic rRNA transcript (SSU-rRNA, 5.8S rRNA, LSU-rRNA). Gene Ontology annotation, molecular function: mRNA binding; structural constituent of ribosome. The record is from RefSeq and is a predicted model, not a curated record. The coding region runs from base 97 to 288 and encodes 63 amino acids.